AUGUCACCAGCACCUGAUGUUAAUCAUGAAACAACAACUAUUUUAAGUUCAACAUUAGAUACAACUCUAGUCAAUAAUAUUUCAUUAUUUGAUAAUUCUAAUCAGAAUAUGAUUAAAGAACAAAUUAUCCAUGUUGAUUCAUCAUCUGUUAAUUCAAUGGAAAGUAUAAAUUUAUCGGAAGAUGAUGAUGCUCCAACAGUAACCGAAGAUAAUAUACCACAAUUAACAAUUCGUCCAUCUUCAUCAACUUCAACAGGAGAACAUGAUCCACCAGUUAUAUUUCGUAAACCUUCAAUAUUAGCAAUUAAUACAAUUACUACUAGUAAUACAUAUAAUCUUCCACAAAUUGAAGGAAAAUAUCAAGAUAUUCAAACUACUAUAAAUACAAAUAGUGAUGAUAAUAAUGGUUUUUUUUAUAAAUUUUUUGGAUGUUUUAAACCAUUUAUUUCUGUUAUGCAUCAAUUUGGUGAAAAUAUAAAAUAUCAUAAAAAAACGCCAAAUACAUUAAUAAAAUCAAAUGAUGAUUGGGAAAUUUCAAUUGAUAAUAUUGUUAAUUUAAAAUUUAUUGGUGGUGGUAUAGAAGGUUCAGUUUUUCAUGGAAAAUUAAAUGGUCAAGAUAUUGCAUGUAAACGAGUUAAAUCUAAAGAAGAAACGAAUAUAAAACAUUUAAAAAAAUUAAAUCAUAUUAAUGUUAUUAAAUUUCGAGGUAUUUCUAUAUCACCACCAUUAUAUUAUAUAAUUAUGGAAUAUUGUGCAAAUGGUUCUUUAUAUGAUAAAUUAAAACAAUAUCGUGAAAUAGAUUUUUGUACAAAAGCAACACAAGUUCUUAAUUGGUCAAGACAAAUAUCAAAUGGUGUUGAUUAUUUACAUUCAAAUAAAAUUGUUCAUCGAGAUUUAAAAUCACCAAAUAUACUUUUUUUUGAUAAAAAUAUUUUAAAAAUAUCAGAUUUUGGUAUAAGUAAAGAAUUAAUUAAUCGAAGAAGUUUAAUUAUGUCAUUUAAUGGAACAAGUGCUUGGAUGGCACCUGAAGUUAUUAAAAAAGAACUUUGUUCAGAAAAAAUUGAUGUUUGGUCGUUUGGUAUUAUUCUUUGGGAAAUGGUAACUUGUGCAGUACCAUAUAAUAACAUUGAUCCAAUUGCAGUUAUGUGGGGUGUAGCAAAAGGUACUUUAAAAUUACCAAUUCCAUCAUCUAUACCUGAAUGUUUUAAAUCUUUAAUGACAAUGUGUUGGAAUCAACAACCAUCAAAUCGUCCAUCAUUUCAACAAAUAAUAAAACAUUUAGAUAUAAAAAAAUCUGAAAUAAUAUUAUUUGAACAAGAACAAGAAUAUGCUGAAUUAACACGUUUAUGUUCAAAUGAAAUAAAUGAAAAUUUAUUAAAAUUUUCAACUAUUGAUAUAUCAUCAAUACUUCAAUUAACAAAUGAUGAAUUAAUUGAAAAACGUCAAGAAGAAUUACAAUAUAUUAAUGAUUUACGUCAACGUUAUGAAUUACGUACACAACAAAUAAAUAGACUUUAUAUUGAAUUAAAAACAUUAAUGAUACAAUUAGAACAACGUGAACAAAUAAUUAAAGAAAAAGAAAAUUUACUUAAUAUUAAUAAAAAAAAACGAACUAUUAAUGCAAUAACACAAGCCAGGAAAAAAUCAUUAGAAAUUAUUAAAGCUGCAACACGAAAUUUAAAUGAUCCUAUUAAUUUAUUAUCACAAAAAAGACGAUAUCUUAAAAAAGAUAAUAAACAAUCUUCAAAUAUUCAACUAUCAGCUAAUUUACAUAAUACAUCAAAUCAAUUAAUCAAUAAACAAGAUUUAACAAAUAUAAAAAAUCUAAGUCGACGUAAAAAAAUUUCUGGUCAUCAUCAUAAUAAUAGUAAGGAAAAUGCGACACCCUCCAAUCAUUCAACAACUGAAUCUCAAAAAGAAAGAUAUACUGCAAUAAGUACAAUACAGUUAACAGAUGAAAAAUUAAAUUUAUCUUCAAGAACAACAAUUAAUUCUCCUUUACCAUCGAUAUCAGCUGUUGUUGAUGCAAAAUCCAAAACUAAUAAUUAUGAAUUAAAUCGAAAAAAUUUAAAACUUGAUCUUAAAAAUCCUGUAAAUGAAUUAAUAUUUUCAUCAAAUAAGUGUUCAAAAUAUCGUGAUGAAACUCAUUAUCAUACAUUUCCAAGACAACGUCGACGUCGUUAUAUAAAUAUAAAUAAUAAUAAUAAUAAUAAAACAAAAUAUUCAUCAUCAAUGUCAUCACUUUCAACAAAAUCUAAUCUAUCAAAUGAACAACAUUCACAUAGUGUUAAAUUUCAUUUAUCACCAUUAAUAUUAAAUGAUCAAAGUUCUCAACGACAAUUUAUUAAACAUAUUUCUUAUACAUCAUCUGAAGAAGGUGAAGUAGAAGAUAUUCAUAGUGAUAAUUAUAUUCUUGAUGAUAAAAAACAUCGUGAUAAACAUAAUUGUUCAUCGGAAAGUGAAAUUUAUGGAGAAAAAAAUAAUCAUUCUUUAUUAAAAAAUGAUGGUAUAUUUUCUGAUGAAGGUGGUCAUGUUUCUGAUGAACGUCCUGACUCACGUGAAUCAAUGUUUAAUAGUGAACCAGAACAUGAAUAA
Molecule: messenger RNA, 2595 nt
Organism: Rotaria sp. Silwood1
Lineage: Eukaryota; Metazoa; Rotifera; Eurotatoria; Philodinida; Philodinidae
Source: the annotation of a GenBank genome assembly